GGGAGUCGAUCAGCUGAGGCAGACUGCAUAUAAACUGUGGGCACAGCUGCUCCAGAGCAUCGCUUGUUUUCCUCUCACCGUCUGAAGACCUGAAGCUGUCCAGAAGAAUUUACUAAAGUGAUCACAAGGUCUUUCAUCAUGGAUAUAAACAUCAUUAUGCUGAAUGGGACUUCCCGUAAAAUGAUUGUGAACCCACAUGACACAGUGGGCUCUCUGAAGACACGGAUCCAGCAGGAACUAGGAGUUCCCUCUGGUACGCAGAAGCUGGUCUUCAUAAACGGCGUGAACACUCCCCUCAGCGACGACUCGAGGCACGUCAGCGACUACGGUGUUGGUCCCGGAGCCAGCGUAUCCCUGCUGGUGAUCCAGCCUGUGACCGUGCAGGUGUUCCUCAGAAACGAAAAGGGGAAGCUGAGCACCUAUGACAUCACACCCGACGAGACGGUGGACCACUUCAAGAAACGGGUCAAGUCCAGAGAGAGUAUCCCGGAGAGCCAGCAGAGGCUCAUCCACCAGGGCCGAGAGAUGACGGAGCCCGGGUCUAAACUCUCACACUACAACGUCCAAGCGAUGAGCACCAUCGACCUGAAUCUCCGCCUGAGAGGAGGCUGAGGACACUUCUGGUUCAUAUAGAUGAUCUUCUGAACAUUCCUUUAGUAGCUUUAAAUUAAUCAUAUAGAUGCCUUUUUUUAAUUUUUUAUUUAUUUUCAUUUUCAUUUGGAAAAAUCAACACAUUCCUCUGCAUUCUGCUGUAUUCCAUAACAUCUUAAACACUUGUUUAUGCUUAAGCAACAGGCUUUGGUAGUACAAAUAAGUUCCACAAUGCUGCAUUAUGUUAACUGGACUGUUAAAAACAAAUAAAACUUUUCAAAUGUAAA
This is a messenger RNA of Anarrhichthys ocellatus (wolf-eel), 878 nucleotides long. RefSeq names its product polyubiquitin-like. NCBI's taxonomy places the organism in Eukaryota, Metazoa, Chordata, Actinopteri, Perciformes, Anarhichadidae. The record is from RefSeq and is a predicted model, not a curated record. Gene Ontology annotation, molecular function: protein binding. Bases 139 to 612 code for a protein of 157 amino acids. The transcript has 2 exons.